AUGAUGACUGAUUACUUAAUUAAUAAGAUUGUUAUGAGUACUGGAAUUUCGAAUAAUAUGGGAAAUCAUAUUGUUAAAUGGUUAGAAUUAUAUCCCGGUGUACGCCCAAAAAUUGGAACUUUAGAUAUGCACUUUUUUACACCAAUUAUGCGUGAAUUACUAAGGUUAUGGGGUCUUGUAUCAGUAUCUAAGGAAUCACUUAUGUAUCAUUUAACUAAAUCAAAUGAUCCAAAGCAUCCUGAUAAUAAAGACGGUUUCACAUCAAAUGCUGUAGCUAUUUUAGUAGGUGGAGCACAAGAAGCACUCGACUCACACCCGGGACGUUAUAUUUUAACGCUUAAAAGACGCAAGGGAUUUGUUAAAUUGGCUAUUAGAACAGGUUCCCCAAUUGUGCCAUCAUUUUCAUUUGGAGAAGUUGAUAUAUUUGAUCAAGUUAAUAAUCCACCUGAUUCGUGGCUUAGACGUUUUCAGUCGUUAACUAAAAAACUUACUGGCAUUUCACCAUUAAUAGUGCUCGGACGUGGGUUUUUCCAAUAUACUUUUGGAUUGUUGCCACAACGUAAACAUAUCGUACAAGUUGUUGGAGCACCUAUUGAGGUUGUCAGAAAUAAUAAUCCCGAUCCUGCAUACGUAGAUGAAAUACAUCAAAAAGUUAUUGAUGCUCUAAAUGAUCUUUUUGAAACACACAAAGAAAAAUACAUUGAAAAUUGUAAAGAACUGCAUUUAGUCAUAACGUAA
Messenger RNA from Teleopsis dalmanni, 738 nucleotides. RefSeq names its product 2-acylglycerol O-acyltransferase 2-like. Gene Ontology annotation, cellular component: endoplasmic reticulum membrane. The transcript has 4 exons. Gene Ontology annotation, biological process: triglyceride biosynthetic process. Bases 1 to 738 code for a protein of 245 amino acids. The record is from RefSeq and is a predicted model, not a curated record. Gene Ontology annotation, molecular function: diacylglycerol O-acyltransferase activity. Lineage: Eukaryota; Metazoa; Arthropoda; Insecta; Diptera; Diopsidae.